AUGACCAUCGGAGAGGGCGUCAAUGGCAACCAGACAGAAAGUUCCGGGUCGAUAACAAACUCCGGUGGGCUUGGAGAUGGAAACGGUGUAGGGUUUGCGGGCACUGGAAAUGACAUAGACACCGGUGAUGAUUUCGAUAUAGGGGAUGGCAAUACAACCAUGGGAGACGGUAAUGUGAUUGAGAUAGGUGACCGUAUCAACGACAUCACAAAUAUCAAUGUCGGGCCGGACGAACACGGCCGGCUGGGGAGCAAGACUUCCAUUCCUAUUCAGUUGAGUGGGACCGACCGAGGCGGCAAUACGAUGAAUUUCAACAUCAACCUCCGACUGCUUGUGGAUGGCAAGGGCAACGUGGAGGUGAACGCGUGA
Messenger RNA from Diaporthe batatas, 369 nucleotides. RefSeq lists its product as uncharacterized. NCBI's taxonomy places the organism in Eukaryota, Fungi, Ascomycota, Sordariomycetes, Diaporthales, Diaporthaceae. The transcript has 3 exons. The coding region runs from base 1 to 369 and encodes 122 amino acids. The record is from RefSeq and is a predicted model, not a curated record.